This is a messenger RNA of Spinacia oleracea (spinach), 3197 nucleotides long. RefSeq names its product alpha-glucosidase. Gene Ontology annotation, biological process: carbohydrate metabolic process. NCBI's taxonomy places the organism in Eukaryota, Viridiplantae, Streptophyta, Magnoliopsida, Caryophyllales, Amaranthaceae. Gene Ontology annotation, molecular function: carbohydrate binding; hydrolase activity, hydrolyzing O-glycosyl compounds. The record is from RefSeq and is a predicted model, not a curated record. The transcript has 7 exons. The coding region runs from base 352 to 3063 and encodes 903 amino acids.
AAUUUAUUUUUUUCUAACCAUACAUGAAAAAGAAUAUGUUACACUACUUGACAUUUACAACGGUGGUAGAAGACAUUUUCUGUUCUCUAGAUAUAUUUCACAUAUUGAGCAUAUUAUAGUAAUCUUUUAUUUCAAGUGAUUACUUAUUAUUUAGUGUUUAUCAAGAGAAAUAUAGUAGAUCCAAAAUGUACCCAUAUUGUUAUUUCGUUGAAAAUAAACUUGAAAAGAGGGCCAAUUAUUGAAAUUUGUGACUGAGGAACUACUAUUCACUAUUGGUCUUUCACUUCUUAAAUACUCUGAUUAUUGGCUCGUUUAGAAAGGGAGCAGCCGAGCAGCAAAGGCAGCAGCCAUAUGGGACGGGCUAAACCACCGCGAUCAGCCUGCUCGGGGCUAGGAGUAGUGUUACUGCUGGUGUUUUGCACGGUGGUAGUGGGAGCAACAGCAUCGGAAAAUGGUAACCAAGAAGCAAUAGGGUAUGGGUACGAGGUGAAGUAUGCCAAAGUUGAUGGGAAGUCAUUGACUGCUUUGUUGCAGCUUAUAAGAAAUUCCUCUGUUUAUGGCCCUGAUAUUCAGUUGCUUACCCUCACUGCCAGCUUAGAAGAAGACGACACCUUGAGGAUCCGAAUCACAGACGAAAACAACCGUCGAUGGGAAGUCCCCGACAGUGUCCUCCCCCGUCCACCACCACCUCCACCGUCUCCCCCACCAAAACACCUCCGCUAUCCACUCCCGAUAAACGAACCCACCGCCACAAUCUUCUCCCACCCUCACUCCGACCUCACCUUCACUCUCUUCCACACCUCUCCUUUAGGCUUUUCCAUCUACCGUAAAUCCACUCACGACGUCCUCUUUGACGCCAAUCCUAAUCCAUCUAACCCAAACACCUUCCUCGUCUUCAAGGACCAGUAUCUCCAACUAUCCUCGUCCCUCCCGGGCCAACAAGCCCACCUCUACGGGCUCGGGGAGCACUCCAAGCCCAGCUUCCAGCUAGCUCAAAACCAACUCCUCACUCUCUGGAAUGCUGAUAUAGCUAGCUUCAAUAGAGACCUUAACUUAUACGGGUCACACCCGUUUUAUAUGGAUGUUCGGUCUUCACCGGUGGCAGGGUCCACUCAUGGAGUGUUUCUGUUGAAUAGCAAUGGGAUGGAUGUAGAAUACACUGGUGAUAGAAUCACUUACAGGGUGAUUGGGGGCAUUAUUGACCUUUACGUGUUUUCCGGCCCAACACCAGCCGCGGUGGUGGAUCAGUACACUAAGAUCAUCGGCCGGCCUGCUCCAAUGCCUUAUUGGGCUUUCGGUUUUCAUCAGUGCCGAUGGGGUUACCAUGAUGUAAACGAGGUUGAAUCUGUGGUCGAUAAGUAUGCAGAAGCUAAGAUCCCUUUGGAAGUAAUGUGGACAGAUAUUGAUUACAUGGAUGCCUAUAAGGAUUUCACUCUUGAUCCUGUUAACUUCCCUCAGGACAAGAUGCAACAAUUUGUUAGUAAACUCCACAAGAAUGGCCAAAGAUAUGUUCCAAUCUUGGAUCCUGGAAUCAAUACAAACAAGUCAUAUGAAACUUUCAUUAGGGGUAUGCAAGCUGAUAUUUUCAUCAAACGCGACGGUAAACCUUACUUGGGUUCUGUUUGGCCAGGACCAGUUUACUUCCCUGAUUUCCUAGACCCUGCUGCUCAUAACUUCUGGGUUGAUGAAAUUAAGAGAUUUCGAGAUAUAAUUCCCUUUGAUGGAAUCUGGAUUGACAUGAAUGAAGCAUCAAAUUUCAUAACUUCUACACCUACACCUGGAUCUACCCUUGAUAAUCCACCAUAUAAGAUCAAUAAUUCUGGAGGUAGGGUGUCCAUAAUCAGCAAGACUAUACCAGGAACAGCUAUGCACUAUGGUAAUGUUACGGAUUACAAUGUCCAUAACCUUUACGGGUUUCUUGAAUCUCAAGCCACCCGUGAAGCACUCGUUAGAACUAGGGAUGAAAGGCCGUUUUUACUUUCAAGGUCGACGUUUGCUGGUUCCGGGAAGUAUACCGCGCAUUGGACUGGAGAUAAUGCGGCAAGAUGGGAUGAUUUGCAGUAUUCUAUUCCAACUAUGUUGAACUUUGGAAUUUUUGGGAUGCCAAUGAUUGGAGCAGAUAUAUGUGGUUUUGCUGAAAAUACAUCAGAAGAGCUAUGUCGACGAUGGAUUCAGCUAGGUGCCUUCUAUCCGUUUUCAAGGGAUCAUUCAGCUCGUGAUACUAUUUAUCAGGAGCUCUAUCUAUGGGAAUCAGUUGCUGCUACAGCAAGGAAAGUGUUGGGACUCCGUUACCAGCUCCUCCCCUACUUCUACACUAUGAUGUAUGAAGCGAACUUGAGAGGAACCCCCAUUGCCCGACCCCUUUUCUUUACUUUUCCGGAAGAUGUCACAACUUACGGAAUUAGCUCACAGUUCCUCAUUGGCAGAGGAAUCAUGGUUUCACCUGUUCUGAAACCCGGAGCAGUAUCUGUCGACGCAUAUUUCCCACGGGGAAACUGGUUCGACAUGUUCAACUUCUCAAAUUCAGUGAGUGUAUCUAAAGGAACAUAUGUUACUCUCAACGCACCCCCUGAUCAUAUCAAUGUUCACAUCCGCGAAGGUAAUAUUGUAGCUAUGCAAGGAGAAGCUAUGACAACUCAAGCUGCACGAAGCACACCGUUCCAUCUUUUGGUAGUUAUGAGUGAUCAUGUGGCCAGCACCGGAGAGCUUUUCUUAGAUGACGGGGUUGAAAUGAAUAUGGGAGGCGACAGUGAAAGUUGGAGCUUGGUAAGAUUUUCUGCAGAAUCAUGGCCAAACAAUGUGACAAUCUCAUCCGAUGUUGUGCACAGAGGAUAUGCAAUGAGACAGAGAUGGAUAUUGGAUAAGAUAACUAUUCUGGGUUUGAAAAGAAGAGUGAGGAUAAAGAGUUAUACAGUACAGACGGGUGCUAAAGCAACAAAGAUCAAAGGUUUGGGACUAAGAUCAAGAUCUAGCAACCAAGGGGAGUUUGUUGUAUCGGAAAUUUCAGAUCUGAGGCAGUCUAUAGGACGAGACUUUAAAUUGGACCUGGAGUUUGAAGAAUAAACAAGAUACAGGAAAUCUACUAGGUUCACUUAAACUUUUCUGGUUUACCCAUGUUUAAAUAAUAAAAGAUUAGCAUGUAUUAAGAAUUGUGAUCACUGAUCAGCAAUGAAAUCAAUAGCUCAAUUCUAGCUGAA